AUGGACGGCGUCGACCUUGCAGGCAACAGUCGGCGUUCGGAGAUUUUAGAAACAGUUGGAAUUCAUUGCUCAUCGUCAACAAUAGCGGACACGCUAGACUUGGCAGUGCGGCAACCGGCGUCGGCGGUUUGCGGGCGCGCGCUGGAUCGAUUGAGUGGACGAUGGACGUUCCUGUCGAUGCCGCAGGACGUCAAUUUGGUGGCUUAUGGAAAACAGUUUUCCGGCGAGUGGCCGUCGUUUCGCGUAGAAAUGGAUUGCGACGGCGUCGUGAACGCGAUGCCAACAUUUGCACUGACCAAGGACUCCGCCAAUGAGGAGGCGCAGGACCGCGGAAAAUUGUUAUCCGGUGCUGAUGAGAAGAAUCCGUCAGCCCCGAGUCGCCCGAACACGUUCGUCGAACAGUGCGUCGCUUAUGUCGGACGGGUCUUUUCAUGGGAUUUCUAUAGGACUGUGUAUCUGUUCUUUCUACCAAUAGUGACAUUUCGAAACCGUAGGUGA
Messenger RNA from Macrosiphum euphorbiae (potato aphid), 498 nucleotides. The record is from the annotation of a GenBank genome assembly. NCBI's taxonomy places the organism in Eukaryota, Metazoa, Arthropoda, Insecta, Hemiptera, Aphididae.